Molecule: messenger RNA, 2683 nt
Organism: Scatophagus argus
Lineage: Eukaryota; Metazoa; Chordata; Actinopteri; Scatophagidae
Gene: sugp1
Product: SURP and G patch domain containing 1
Exons: 14
Coding region: 253-2166 (637 amino acids)
Biological process (GO): RNA processing
Cellular component (GO): nucleoplasm
Molecular function (GO): RNA binding
Source: RefSeq, a predicted model, not a curated record
UCCCAUUAUAGGUUGUACAGCACGUAUUUUUUUUCUCUGAAAUUGUAAGGACUUUCUGUGUAAACACGUAGAGUUUUCAUCAGUGUCUGGGGCGCUCUAGAUUUGUGGAGAUAAUACUUUUACUGUGGACACACCACGCCCGGAAGUCAGGUUCUUGCUUUUGCUAGCGGACUUAACUGUUUCAAGUGAGCAGUGAACGGCCUUAUUGUAGUCCGUCAGCUUUUCGUAAUAAAUUGUUAAUCCUGCUACGCCAUGGAGUCUGGCGACGCAGGGCGAGGGACUUGGAAGUCUAAGGCUGGCCAGUCACAGAAACACAAGAUGAACCUGAAUAUUCUCCGUCAAGAGAAGCUGAUAGCUGAGAAGAAGAAGGAGAUUGAAGCCAGACUGGCAGAGCAAGCCAAAACGCAUGUACAAACCACGAACGACCCCCUGCCUUCAAGUAGUUCUCCCAGUCUACAAGGAGCUUCCUCAAACAAGUUUGCAAAUGAUGGAAGCUUCUUACAGCAGUUCAUGAAGAUGCAGAAGGAGUCCAAAAAUGUUUCUGGUUCCACCGGUGAUACCAAAACUCCGUCUACCUCAGCUUCAUCAACCGGGGGAAACGCAUUGCAAAAAAGGAGCAUUCUUGUUGGCAAGCGUCCUGGCCUUGGAGUCAGCAGCAUGCUUAGUCAGUUCAAGAACUACUCACAGUCCAAGAAGAAUCCUGUUCUCAGCCAGAGGCCAAGUGUGUUUUGUUCUCCAGAUGAUGAAGAUGAGGAAGGAGAGGCCGAUUACUCCAGAUUCUUAGAGAUAAAAGUCUCUCCCCCAGAGGAUUCAGACACCAGACUCAUUAUCAACAAGAUGGCCUCCUUUGUGGCGGAGGGAGGACCUGAGCUGGAGAAAAAAGCCAAGGAGGACUACAAGGACAAUCCUGUUUUCUCAUUUCUAUAUAAUGAGAGCAGCACAGAUUAUCUCUACUUUAAAAAAAGAGUGGCAGAAUUGAGAAAGGAUUUGCUAAGACCUGAAAAUACACCAGAUAAUGUCUCCCCCCCAGUGGACGCGGAAACCCAGCAGAUGGCUGAGAAGCUGGCCCGAUUUGUGGUGGAGGGUGGUCCUGAGUUGGAAGCCAUCGCUGCUGAGCACAACCGAGACAACCCUGCCGCCAGUUUUUUAUAUGACCACCAAAGUCCAGCCUACCAUUACUACAAAGAGAAGAUACAGGAGUAUCGUGCUGCAGCCUCCCAGAGCUCAUCACCUCCAGCAGCAAAGUUUGGGACAGAUCUUCAGCAACCAGCUGCAUCACCAUUACCAGGAAUACUUCCAACACUGAACCCCGCUUCUCUGCCCCGCAAUCAGGGGGCAGAAACUCUGCCUGUCAAACGGAAGAGAAAGAGUAGAUGGGGGUCUGAGGAGGACAAAGUUGAGUUGCCCAUUCCUGCCAUCAUAGUGCCUCAGGAGAUUAAUGUUCCAGACCUUAACACACCCUCUCUCUCUGCCCAGGAGCUGAGAGGUCUCGGUUAUAAGAAAGGGAAGCCUCUUGGCCUGGUAGGCGUGACUGAGCUAUCUGAGGAGCAGAAGAGACAAAUCAAAGAACAGCAAGAGAUGCAAGAGAUGUAUGACAUUAUCAUGAAACACAAGCGUAUAAUGGCAGACAUGCAGGUGAUGUGGGAGAAGGCCAUAAGAGACCAUCAGCAUGAAUACGACAGUGAUGAAGAGGUGGACCAGCAGGCAGGCACCUGGGAGCAUCGACUCAGGAAAAUGGAAAUGGAGAAGACCCGUGAGUGGGCAGAAUCUCUGACAGAAAUGGGCAAAGGGAAGCACUUUAUUGGUGACUUCCUGCCUCCUGAAGAGCUGGAGAAGUUCAUGGAAACUUUUAAGGCACUCAAGGAGGGCCGGGACCCAGACUACUCAGAGUACAAAGAGUUUAAGUUAACUGUGGAGAAUCUUGGUUUCCAAAUGCUUAUGAAGAUGGGCUGGAAGGAGGGUGAAGGCCUUGGCGUUGAUGGACAGGGAAUCAAGGCUCCUGUCAACAAGGGCACCACCGCUAUGAAUGGAGCAGGGCUUGGAAUUGACCGUCCAGCUGAGCUCACAAAAAGUGACGAUGAAUAUGAUGCUUAUAGAAAGAGGAUGAUGCUCGCUUACCGCUUUAGGCCCAACCCACUGAAUAAUCCACGGAGACCAUAUUACUGAUGAAGAGGGCUUUUUUUGUUUUUUUGUUUACACUUGUUAUUGUUUAUCCUAACUUAAAAGCUGUUUUCUGCAGCUGCCACAACUCUGCUCAGUGGUGAAAUGGACACUGUUGCACUAUGGAAAUUUUAAAAUUCAAAAGUGUGUAUGGAAACCAGUAGAAAGAUUGCUAGAUUUUCCCUCACUCUUUAAGUUUAAUUUGGAUUUUUAAGAAAAAAAAAUCAAAACUGUUUUCUUUUAAUAAUUGAUCCCUGUUUUGUUAUAUUUCAGUUCAAUACUGUAAUACCUUCAAAUAUAUAGACCUACAUUGCCUGACUUCCAUGAUGAUUUCACUCUUCAGUUUGUCACCAUUCUAUUCCAUAUCAAAGCUUGACUUCGCAGCUAAACAAUACUGUUGUGUAUUUCUACACAGGCUUCAGUAUAAUUCUUGCAUUGAGUAUUUUUCUUCUCUGUGCUAGAACUCAUUUUCCUUUUUUUUAUUAUAUAAAUAAUUGUUCACAAUAAAAAAAAUGCCUACUUA